AUGUCGCAGAGCUCUCCGCGACUAUCAACAUCCAUCCUUUGCGAUAUCCACGGCCACGACGGCAGCAGCAGCAGCAGCAGCAAGCCCCUCAUGUCCGACUACCGUUAUGGCACGCAGUCUGAUGCGUAUGCCGCUGAACACGACAUCCACCAGCGCACCGUUCCCGAGAAGAACCGCAAGACGAGCUUGGGCAACAAGUUCUCUGCCGAUGAUGGCGCUCCCAACGAUGCCGACGACCUUCUGCAGGCUAUGGGCUACAAGUCUGAGCUGGUGCGAUCACGAUCAACCUUCCAGGUUGCUUUCAUGUCUUUCGUCCUAGCCUCGGUUCCUUACGGUCUAGCAACCACUCUAUUCUACCCCAUCGCCUGUGCAGGGCCUGUCGGUAUCAUUUGGGGAUGGCUGGGCGUGUCCCUCAUCAUUCUCUGCGUAGCGGCUUCGCUAGGAGAGAUCACGAGCAUCUACCCCACCAGUGGCGGUGUCUACUACCAGACUUUCAUGCUGGCGCCACCAUCCUACCGCAGAAUCGCCUCGUGGAUCUGUGGUUGGGCCUUUGUAGUCGGAAACAUUACUAUCACGCUGGCUGUCAACUUCGCUACUGCUCUUUUCCUUGGUGCCUGCAUCAACGUCUUCGAGUCAGCACCUGGCGUUGGCAUCUUCGAGGGUACCAACUGGCAGGUCUAUCUGAUCUUUCUCGCCAUUACGCUUCUGUGCAAUUUGGUAUCCGCCCUAGGUAACCGUUGGCUGCCAUGGCUUGAUACUUUUGCUAUUUUCUGGACCUUUGCUGGUGUGCUUGCCAUUAUCGUAUCCAUCCUUGCCAUUGCGAAAAACGGCCGACACAACGCCAAAUACGUCUUCACCGAAUUUGACCCCUCCAACUCUGGAUGGGUCCCUGGAUGGAUGUGUGAAGAGGUAGAGCACCCCGCUACCCAGGUACCGAAGGCACUCGUCGGUACAGUUGCACUCAACACUGUCAUGGGUCUUGUUUUCUUGAUCCCGCUCGUAUUCGUCCUCCCGAACCAGGCCGAUCUGUACGGCCUGCUCUCUGGUCAGCCAGUACCCACGAUCAUCAAGGAGGCCGUUGGUAGUUCCGGUGGAGCAAUCGGCCUGCUUAUUCCUCUCCUUGUGCUUGGUCUCAUCUGCGGUAUUGGAUGCACCACCGCGGCAUCUCGUGCCACCUGGGCCUUUUCCCGUGACGGUGCCAUCCCUGGCUUCAAGUGGUGGAGGGUUGUCAACGUCAAGCUCGAUGUGCCUCUCAAUGCCAUGAUGCUCAGCAUGGCUGUCCAGCUUAUCCUCGGUCUCAUCUACUUUGGAGCCCCCGUCGCCUUCAAUGCCUUCUCUGGCGUUGGUGUCAUCUGCCUCACGUUGAGCUACGCCAUGCCAAUUCUCAUCUCCCUGGCCAGAGGCCGCUCGCAGGUCAAGGACGGUGCCUUCCACCUUGGCGCUCUUGGCACCUUCUGCAACGUUGUUGCUCUUGCCUGGUCUGCUCUCGCGAUCCCGCUUUUCUCUAUGCCGACGGUGCUUCCCGUCACGGCUCAAAGUAUGAACUACGCUUCGGUGGUGUUUGCUGGAUUCUUCGUCAUUGCUACUCUUUGGUACUAUGCAUGGGGACGUAAGAACUACGAAGGUCCUCCGACGCACGAGGACGCUGUCUUGGAGGCCAGGAGGGCUAGCAUGGUCAGCAGCCGCAGCAAAUAAGCAGUUUUGUGACCGUGUUCGACGAGAAGCGCGCGGUGCAGGGACGUGUACAAAAUCUCUGGCCCAAGUCUGAGCACCUGGCUACAAUACAUAUUCUAAUUCAUUUUUCUUCUUGA
This is a messenger RNA of Parastagonospora nodorum SN15, 1811 nucleotides long. RefSeq lists its product as hypothetical. The record is from RefSeq and is a predicted model, not a curated record. The transcript is spliced from 4 exons. Gene Ontology annotation, cellular component: membrane. The coding region runs from base 1 to 1695 and encodes 564 amino acids. Gene Ontology annotation, molecular function: transmembrane transporter activity. Gene Ontology annotation, biological process: transmembrane transport; amino acid transport. NCBI's taxonomy places the organism in Eukaryota, Fungi, Ascomycota, Dothideomycetes, Pleosporales, Phaeosphaeriaceae.